Molecule: messenger RNA, 1930 nt
Organism: Sitodiplosis mosellana (orange wheat blossom midge)
Lineage: Eukaryota; Metazoa; Arthropoda; Insecta; Diptera; Cecidomyiidae
Exons: 4
Coding region: 303-1640 (445 amino acids)
Source: RefSeq, a predicted model, not a curated record
CACCGAUUGACACGAGAUAAUACACAUCGCACCAGAAAAUAGUUACAAAAACGAAAAAAAAGUAAUAAAAUAUCUAAAGAAGUAAUAGCGAUUGCAAAAUAUAUCGAGCUCAACACAUUUGUUUACUGCUGCAAAAGGUGUCACUGUGAAUCGGAGUUGGAUUGGCGUAUCAUUUGAGUCAGAGCCGUAGACGAUAGAGGAGCUGAAAAAGAAGAAGAAGAAGAAUAGGAGCGGUCGAAAAAGAUUCCACGUGAAUUUACUGAAUACUAUUAGUCAUAUUAGCGCAGAAAGCUGUUGCCAAAAUGAGCGUUGGCAGUGCAUCAGCUGACGUCAUCCGAAAUAAUCAAUCGCAAGCGGAAAUUUUCAAAUUGAAGAUCGAUCAUUUUGAAGAGUUAUUCGACUGGUUGUCGCUAAACAAUCUAGUGGCACUAAGUAAAACGUGCAAACGAAUGCAACGCAUUGCCGGCUACUACAUCAAGACAACUUAUGCUGCAGUUAAAUUCAAUUGUUUUUUCACCAGCAUUUAUGUGAGAGAUCUUAAAAUGGAUGAAUUGAGUUCAUACAUGAAAAAACUUGCAUACGAUCAAUGUUUAAUUGAGCAUGUUCGUCAUAUGAGAGCAGAUCAGUUCAAAUCGGUCACGGAAAUCCGGUUAAGAAAUGUUACUUUUAGCGAUGUCGGAAUAUCACGCAUAAAGGAGAUUUUGGGUCAACUGGAAACGGUGAAAUUGAUAAAUCCUCGUUUCACCUCUCCGAACCAAGAAUUUUACGUUAGCUUCCUUCAAUACUGCACAAAUGUUAAGAAGCUAUGUAUUCAAUCAAUGAAAAUACCAAUCGUUGGCCGUGACAAUGGAUGGCUUUUGCGACAAUACCCAACACUCGAACAUUUUGAGCUGACAUAUUACGAAUACGGAAACCGAACGGUCGACGAAUUGGCGGAAUUUUUCGAACAGAACACUAACAUCAAAACAUUUGCAACGAAUACGGAUAUUAUUCUAAAGCACAAAAACAUCUUCAAAAAUACUAAAGCUAAAUGGGAUGUGUUGAGUGUUCAAUGGAAUUCUAUUUUUAAAUUCGACUGGUCGCUGGACAUUUUGAAUGAGCUACACGAACGCGGUCUCUUCAGACAGUUGCACGUUUAUUUCGAUGAAAGUUAUCUCGACCAAGGAACCGUCAAUGGGUUGACUUCGUUCAAUGGUCUCACGAAGUUGUUCAUUGGCCCUAUGAAAAAUGGAAUCGAUCUAUCUCCAUUAAUUGGCCUGAAGCAGCUCCACAUUCUCAUGACUGAUAAUAUCACAAAUAAGAGCAUACUGGCCGAGACACUCGUCAAUCUGGAAUUUAUUCAAUUCGUGGAUGCAAGGGUCGAUGACAUUCAUCCGUUCAUUCGUUUCUCGCCUAAUUUGACCAAAAUCAGUGUGUGUCAUCUGAAGGAAAAAGACGGACACACUCUCAACAUUGAACAAUUGAACAAAGAACGAUCGAAAUUGAGCAACGCACGAAAAGUUACCAUUUAUGUUGAAGAACAUGUUUAUUUGGCGGUGAAAUGGGCCAAAAAUCAAACCAAUCGAGGCUUCAUUGAGAUCAAACGAAGCGCAUCAUGUGAUACAUUGAAUCAUAUGCAGGGUACAAAUUUUCUAUUAUAGAAGAAACGAAAGUGCAGCAGCCAAGGGAUAUUGGAAAAAGCAAAAAUUAAUUUUAAGCAUUGAAGUAAUUUUCGUACUAUACGAUCUUAUGUAAAUAAGCUAAUGAAUUGACUGGAGUGGAAGAAAAUUGGACAAAGUAUUCAAUUUAGUCAUUCAUUUAAAAAAAAAAAAAAGGGUGAAAAAUGCUCCGAACAGAAAAAAUCAAUGAAAAUCUGAAAAAAGUGCCCAUUUCUCUCUCAAAUUAUAAUGAAAUUGAAUAAAUUCCAAUGUAAUUGCUCAUAAAUCACAAA